Triticum aestivum (bread wheat) is the source of this 3172-nucleotide messenger RNA. RefSeq lists its product as uncharacterized. The transcript has 3 exons. Lineage: Eukaryota; Viridiplantae; Streptophyta; Magnoliopsida; Poales; Poaceae. The coding region runs from base 60 to 614 and encodes 184 amino acids. The record is from RefSeq and is a predicted model, not a curated record.
UUGUCAGUGUGAUUGUAUACUGCAACCCAAUCAUUGUAUUCUGGAGUACUAGAAGUAACAUGGCUUCGACCGCAGCUUUCUGCACCAUGACUGAUUUUAUAUCAUCUUCACUGAGUACUGGAUCUUGGCUGAUCUUUGCGAUCGUACAGCUAAAUGGGGAAGACGGAAGCAUACUUGGACUGGAGGCAGUCAUAGCUAAUGCUUUCGGCCUUACUCUUCUGGCUGUAUUUAUCAUCGCCAAGCUUGCGUCAAAAAAUGGAAUGAGUGCCAUGGUGUGUACGGGAUCACUGUUUGGAUUUGUCAUAGUCAUUGGCGUUUGCGUGUGCUUUGCUAUUGAUGUACCAGUCAAGAGAGACACGUUCGCAGCAUAUCAGAUAUCUAUUGUUGCCAGUGUCCUUCAGGUCAUCUCACAGUUGAUACCCUUCCGCAGUGUGUGGGUUCUCUGCCAUGCACCCGCCCGUCCACCAGCCGUUAGGAGCGAACAUCACCAGCACCGUUCUCGGCUUUGUAACACUCUGGCUUCAUCUGCUGUAUGCGCUCAGGCCGACCGAAGAGAACCAGAACCAUGGCAGGUGAUGAGGAAUCACAGCAAUGCAGCAGUUUUUGAUCGGUGAUGCGAAUAUGUCAGAACUACUGAACUGGUCUAAGUAGUGGGAUCGCUCUUGAUUUACAUGUGUUUGUUGUGUUAAUCGGAGAAGGAAGUUGUCCGCUGAAGAGGGGCGGUGUGAUCUUGCUGCUGUAAGAUCAUUAAAUUUUGGGGAGAUUUUUGUUGUCAGGUGGCGCAGAUCUAGGGAUUUAUUGCGAUAUUUCGUUGUUUGGUAGGAGUACUACUGUAGGAAAGAUUUGAGAACCUGUGGGAAAGAUUCAAGAAUCGUUGUUUGGUAGGAGUACUACUGUAGUUAGUUUCUUGUUCUUCAUGGUCCGUCAUGGACAUGGCUGGUCGAAUACCUGUUCUUUACUAGUCGUGUGUGUUUUCUUUUCUCUUCUGCGUGGAGGGUGGUCAUAAUGCACGCUGCCGCCUGCCCCGCCUCGUCCGGGUCCGGCGCGCCGCCUCCACCCCCUUGUCGCCGACGCCCUCCACGCGUCCGCCCUUCUGCGCUCAACCACCGUCCGCUAGCACCGCCCCGCCAAGCCAAUUGGUCACGGCCGCCGGUGUCCUCUCCCCCACCACUUGUCUCACCUCUGCCUCGUUCUGGCUGACCUGACCUGAGCCUUCUUUUCAUCCUUGCACCGCCACCGCCACCGCCCCCGCCCCGUGCAGCGCAGGGAAGUGGAGAUUGGGCGAUUGGAUUUUCCCCCUUGUUGAGUCCCCUCCCCGGUCCCCGCCAUGUUUGGAUGUGCAGCUCAGGGAAGUGGAGAUUGGGCGAUUGGGAUUGGAUCUUGUCUGUAUAUUUUCUUCUGUUGAGAGCUUCUGCUCCAGCUGAGAAUUUUUUACCUUUUUAUUUAUACACUAUGUCACUUUGUAAUGUUUCUGCAUUUUUUAUCACUGAACAUUUAGCCGCCAAAACAAAAAUCACUGAACAUUUAACUUUUUUGUGCAAUGCACAACGCUGGCGCACCAAUGGAUUUCUAGGUGGAUAGGAACAGAUGGAUUCAUAUCUGAUCUAGGGACUAGUUCUUUUUUCAGUUUCCUACUUUAGCGCAUGCUUCCGGUGUCUGAGAGUUCUAACAUGUGGCAUGUAUGUUGGAUCGGUUGAAAAUUCUAAACGAUGGAUUUCACUUGGCUCAAGAUAGAUUGGUUGCUAAAUUCUAACAUGCUAAUUGCUUAUAGAUGGUUUGCAGAAUGCUUUCACCAGCUAGUAAAAACUGUUUAAUCCUUGUACAUGUGGCAUGUAUGUGGGAAUAUUGUGGGCGCAGGAGAUAAUCAGUCACUAUUACCAAUGAUCUUUUUGUGUGUUUUCCAAUUUUUGUCUCCUUGAUUAAAAGUCACAUGCUAGGGUUAGCCAUCUACGUACCAUCCUUAUGAAAACAAGGUCUCUACUUACUAAAUUUAUGCUGAAAUACUUGAUUCAGAAGCUGAAAAUACAAAUAACCAGUUGAUGAAUCAAAGGUUUACUUAGUAACUUUUCUGGUGACACCAAUCGGGGCAGAGUGUAAGCCCUUCCCUGCAAUGUGUUUGAUCAAGCCAGAGUGUAAGCCCUUCCCUGCAAUGUGUUUGAUCAAGUUACCCCACUGAUCAAAGUGGAUAUGCAUGGUGCUCGUGCCAAUAACAUACUGCUCCACAUCUACAAUCUAACAGUGUUAAUAGAGCGAACAAAUUAAGUUGGCAUCCAACAAUAUGACUGGUUAGCCUAUGCUUUUGCUUGUGCGAUGUUUACUUUGAUCAUUUACAGCUUAUAUGCCAAGUCUGAGGUCUGAAAUGCUGAUUUUGCUCCGCUUGUUCGUAAACUAGAUGUUUAUGCUGUGUCUCUAAUUAACAAGUUUGUUUGCUACUCCUUUGAACCAGCUUCAGUGAACUAGGAGCUCUAGAGAAGCUGCCACCAAGAAAAAUCUGUUGAACUAUCUGAUGGCUGAUGAUAUACCGAGCUUUCCAAAAUCUACACUAGCAUGGUAAAUCAUCAUUGCACAGACACUAAGAAACAUUUUUCAAUGCUUGAAGGGUGCCACAACAAUAUGAUAUUAGUGAAGCUGUGCAAAAUACACUGUUGGACCGGUUGAUUGUCCGAAACAAAGUGCAAGGAAGUGAUCAGGCAAAUGAAGAUAUCAGACACCUACACAAGAAAAAGAGGUCUUGCCUGAUCUACUCGCCCUUUUUCUGAAUUAUACGUAUAUCAUUUUUGCUUAGCAAAUCAAGAUGUUCAACGUCCUAACUAUGUGUUUUUCAUUUGCCCUGAUGACUGCUUCUCCCAUCCCAAGUGCAUCACUCAGUAACCAGUACUAAGAAGCAGUGUUGUGUUCUACUUGAUUGCCUCAUUGUUUUUAAAUAUAAAGGUCAGCACUCAUGUGGAAGACUUUUUGCUCAGCUUGAUGUUCGCAAUGAUUCUGCUGGCACACAGACGCCAGGACAGCUUUUGGUUUCACCUCAUAUCUGCUGGACACUGUAAACCUCGUUUAGUAGUCUUUUUGCUACAUAAGGUCUAUAUUUAUCGUCUUCAUAUAAAAAUGAAGUACUUCCUAAAAUACUUGGCCUUGCUUUCUCUGUAUAUAUUUGGGAAUGGAUGUUGUUUUGAAC